AUGGCGUCGAACUACUACGCUGCUCAGAUAAAGCAAUGCAUUGGCUCCGGAGGUAGAAACCAGAGCCGCCUCUUGAAGACGAUCCACGGCCACAUUAUCAAAACCCUCCCCUAUCCAGAUACGUUUUUGCUUAACAACAUCGUCCAUGGAUACGCUUCAAUCAGAAACUCCACUUAUGCUCGCAAAGUGUUCGACGGAACUCCCCAACCAAACCUCUUCUCCUGGAACAAUCUUCUCAUGGCUUAUUCAAAAUCUGGGCAUCUCUCGGAGAUGGAGCGCAUCUUUAAGAGGCUUCCAAGUCGUGAUGAUGUCACUUGGAACUUGCUUAUUUCCGGCUACUCAUUGAGUGGUUUGGUGGGUGCAGCCGUCAAGGCUUUUAAUACGAUGAUGAAAGAUGGUUCUGUUAAUUUGACUAGGGUUACUUUGAUGACAAUGCUGCAACUUUCUUCCACCAAUGGACAUGUUAGUCUUGGUAGGCAGAUUCAUGGGCAUAUUAUCAAACGAGGGUUUGAGUCUUAUCUUAAAGUACGGAGUCCACUGUUGGAUAUGUAUGCAAAACUUGGUCUCAUCUCUGAGGCAAAGAAAGUUUUUUUCGGUCUAGAGUACAGAAAUACGGUUAUGUGCAAUUCGCUGAUGGGGGGACUUCUAGCAUGUGGAAUGAUCAAAGAUGCACAGCACUUGUUUCGAGGAAUGGAGAAAGAUUCGGUUUCUUGGACAGCGAUGAUACAAGGACUUGCUCGAAAUGGACUGGAAAAGGAGGCUAUUCAACUUUUCAGGGAGAUGAAAAUGGAAGGCUUGACGAUGGAUCAGUAUACAUUCGGAAGUGUACUACCUGCUUGUGGGGAAUUAGGAGCCAUAAACGAAGGGAAACAAAUUCAUGCUUCUAUAAUCAGGACCAAUCUUCAGGAUAACAUAUACGUAGACAGUGCUCUCGUUGACAUGUAUUGCAAGUGUAAGUGUACACACUAUGCAAAGACUGUUUUUGAUAGAACGAAGCAGAAGAAUGUCGUGUCUUGGACAGCAAUGGUUGUGGGUUAUGGCCAGACCGGGCGUGCUGAAGAGGCUGUUAAAGUUUUCCUUGACAUGCAAAGAAGUGGAAUUGACCCAGAUCAUUAUACUCUGGGACACGCGAUCAGUGCGUGUGCCAACAUAGCUAGCUUAGAAGAGGGCUCCCAGUUUCAUGGAAAAGCUAUAAUUUCUGGCCUAAUACAUUAUAUCACUGUUUCAAAUUCAUUGGUGACUUUGUAUGGAAAAUGUGGAAAUAUCAAUGAUUCUACUAGGCUGUUCAACGAGAUGAAUGUCAAGGAUGAAAUCUCUUGGACUGCAAUGGUUUCCGCGUAUGCCCAAUUUGGGAGGGCCAUCGAGGCUAUUUGUUUGUUUGACAAAAUGGUACAACAUGGACUAAAACCUGAUGGAGUGACUUUUACCGGUGUUAUUUCAGCUUGUAGUAGGGCAGGAUUAGUGGAGAAAGGACAGAGAUAUUUUGAGUUAAUGAUUAAUGAAUAUGGAAUAGUACCGAGUAAUGGACAUUAUUCUUGCAUGAUCGAUCUCCUCAGUCGAUCUGGAAGGUUAGAGGAAGCCAGGAGUUUCAUAAAUGGGAUGCCAUUUCCCCCAGAUGCUAUUGGUUGGACCACUUUACUCAGCGCGUGUAGAAAUAAAGGUAAUUUGGAAAUGGGUAAAUGGGCGGCUGAAUCACUUAUAAAACUAGAUCCCCAUCACCCUGCUGGCUAUACCUUACUAUCAAGCAUAUAUGCUUCAAAAGGGGAAUGGGAAUGUGUGGCUCAGUUAAAGCGAGGAAUGCAGGAGAAACAAGUGAAAAAAGAACCAGGACAGAGCUGGAUCAAAUGGAAAGGAAAAUUGCACAGUUUUUUAGCGGAUGACGAGUCAAGUCCAUAUUUAGAUCAGAUAUACGCUAAGCUUGAGGAAUUGAACAAAAAAAUCAUAGAUAAUGGUUACAAGCCGGAUACUAGUUUUGUUCAUCAUGAUGUCGAGGAAGCAGUUAAAAUAAAGAUGCUUAACUGUCACAGUGAAAGACUUGCAAUUGCUUUUGGAUUGAUAUUUGUACCCUCAGGCCUACCUAUUAGAGUAGGAAAAAAUCUUAGAGUGUGUGUGGAUUGCCACAUUGCCACUAAACAUAUCUCCAGCGUCACUGGUAGAGAGAUCAUUGUUAGAGAUGCUGUUAGGUUUCACCGUUUCAAAGAUGGAACUUGCUCAUGUGGAGACUUCUGGUAG
Messenger RNA from Arabis nemorensis, 2232 nucleotides. NCBI's taxonomy places the organism in Eukaryota, Viridiplantae, Streptophyta, Magnoliopsida, Brassicales, Brassicaceae. The record is from the annotation of a GenBank genome assembly.